Molecule: messenger RNA, 1917 nt
Organism: Boeremia exigua
Lineage: Eukaryota; Fungi; Ascomycota; Dothideomycetes; Pleosporales; Didymellaceae
Product: sugar carrier protein A
Exons: 6
Coding region: 304-1818 (504 amino acids)
Biological process (GO): transmembrane transport; carbohydrate transport
Cellular component (GO): membrane
Molecular function (GO): carbohydrate:proton symporter activity
Source: RefSeq, a predicted model, not a curated record
CCCCAACUACCUACUAUACCCUAAUUCGACCCCAGAUUCUUACGUUCGGGAUCAACAAGCCUUGUAAAAUGACCCGCCUCCUCAUCUUGUUGGCGGUUGACACCCCAUACAUGGAGUCUAGGGGCGCUGUUCCGGCCCCAGACGCUUGUAGACAUUGUGUAACAUGCACCCGUGGACGAUCAGUACAGGAAUAAACGUGAUCGUAUGGUGCAUUGACUUUGCUUAAGAUCUCGAGCUCCGCACGUAGCUUGAUCGGUACCUUAGACCUUCCUUCCACUUGUCUAUGGGACCCCACUAGCAAAAAUGGGUCUCUUCUACAAUGUCUGCCUGGCGGUGUUCGUCGCCAAUGGAAGCUUCCUGUUCGGCUACGAUUCAGGUGUGAUGACAAUUGUCAUACAAUCACAACACUUUCAGGACUUCUUUAAUGCCGACGACGCGUCAAACACCAUAGGCGCAAUCAAUGCUACUUUCUCUGGAGGAGCUGUAUUUGGCUCGCUGAUGGGGGGUUUCACAAUGGACAGUGUGGGUCGCAGGAAGACUAUUCUGAUCGGAGCCAUCAUCAACCUUAUCGGUGCCGUGCUUCAAACCUCAGCUCAGAACCUCGGCAUGAUUCUUGCUGGGCGUAUAAUGGCUGGCUGGGCUGUUGGUUUGCUUUCCAUGUCCGUGCCAGUCUACCAGUCUGAAUGCGCCCAUCCGAAGACUCGAGGCUUCAUUGUCGGUAUAGCUCAGCAGAUGAUCGGAAUCGGGUUUAUUGUCUCGACAUGGGUGGGAUAUGGAGCCUCGAAGGUCCCCGACACUAACUCGUUCUCUUGGCGGUUUCCUCUUGCGUUUCAAUGCGUCCCUUGCCUCUUCAUCAUCUGUGGUAUCAUGUUCUUUCCGGAAAGUCCACGUUAUCUCGUCGAAACCGACCGCACCGAUGAAGCGCUGAGAGUGCUGCACAAAUUGCAUUAUGAUGGUAGCAAUGAGGACUGGAUCAAUCAAGAAUUCAACGAAAUAAAACUCACCAUCGAGGCUGAAAAGGCAAUUACCGCGCCCGGCUGGUUAGUCAUGUUCAAGGUCGGACCCUGGCGCACACGAUUGCUACACGCCACCUCUAUUCAGCUUUUCGGACAAAUGACUGGCAUCAACGUAAUUGGUUACUAUUCUACCAUCAUGUAUCACAACCUAGGUAUCGAGGGUGACCGAGCUCUACUGGUGACUAGCAUCUACAACGUUGUUGGUCCGAUUUUCAACCUGAUUUUUAUCAUAUUCCUCGUUGAUCGAGUUGGAAGAAGGAAGCCUUUACUUUUCGGAACCAUCGGAAUCAGUAUCGCCUUGAUCUGCGAAGCUGCAGUGGGUUCGCAGGUUGAAGGAGCCACUGGAUCGCGCAAGAACGGCCUCUCUGCGGCAGGAGUGUUCUUCCUCUUCCUGGUCUCCUGCAUCUUCAGUGUUUCGUUCGGUCCAAUCUCUUGGAUAUAUGCUUCUGAAAUCAUGCCGCUUAGUAUUCGCGGACGCGGCUCGGCUUUUGCAACAGGUAUUGGUAAUUGGCUCGUCGGUACCGUGUGGUCGCAGGUCUCCCCUGUUGGUCUUGGACGUACCAAGUGGAAGUUUUAUUUCAUAUUCGUGGCCUGGAACUUACUCAUAACAUUUCCAGUCAUCUUCUUCUUCUACAAGGAAACAAAGCAGAAGUCUCUCGAGGAGAUCGAUCUACUGUUCGGCGAGCGCGCGCUUGGAAUUUUACCUGAUGAUCUGGACGAUAAGCAGAAAGAAGUUGAACUGGAGCGGAUUGAGAACGCGAAGAAAGUUUUGGCCAAGGACCGGGUGACGGCAGUUCACUAGCGCAACAGAUGAUGGUUGACCUUGGGGUGGUUACAUACUGAGGGUCGGGCUGAGGAUCUAGCACGCAGUAGCCGUGCAUAGCAGGUAGAUAGCACUCAG